Molecule: messenger RNA, 805 nt
Organism: Aricia agestis (brown argus)
Lineage: Eukaryota; Metazoa; Arthropoda; Insecta; Lepidoptera; Lycaenidae
Gene: Alg13
Product: UDP-N-acetylglucosamine transferase subunit ALG13 homolog
Exons: 1
Coding region: 84-602 (172 amino acids)
Biological process (GO): dolichol-linked oligosaccharide biosynthetic process
Molecular function (GO): hexosyltransferase activity
Source: RefSeq, a predicted model, not a curated record
AUAAUUUGUUUAUCUAAUAGUUGUUACAUUUUUAUAAGUAUUAUUAAUCUUUUACAUGUAAAAGUACCAUAAUUCCUAUAGAAAUGGGUCAUCAAUAUCAGAAAAUCUUCGUCACGGUCGGCACAACAAGGUUCGACUUACUCUGCGAAUAUAUUCAAUCUCCUCUAAUUUUGAAAGCUUUACAGAAGCUCGGGUGCAAGGAAAUAACUAUGCAAAUCGGUAAUAGUGACAUUGAGCCUGGGACAUACGAGCUAGAAGGUGUAAAACAGUGCCUUUAUAGAUUCAAAGAUAGUAUAGAAGAUGACAUAAGAACUGCCGAUUUAGUUAUAAGUCACGCUGGUGCUGGAAGCUGUUUAGAGGUUUUAGACGCUAACAAACCUCUGUUGGUCGUAGUGAAUGAAGAUCUAAUGGAUAAUCAUCAGCUUGAGCUAGCCGAGCAACUUCAAGUGGACGGUCAUCUUUACUACUGCACAUGUGAUACUUUAGAAAGCACAUUGGACAUGGUUGAUUUUAGUCUACUUACAUCAUUCCCUAAGCCUGAUCCCUCACAUUUUAUUAAGUUCAUGGAUAAUGUGUUUCAAAUAAAGUGUAAAGAUACUUGAAGUUUUCUUCUUCUCUAAUUUCUAGCUCUAAUUUCACCAAAAAGGCAAAAGCAUAAGUAAUAUUGCAAACAUAAAGUUACUAUGAUUGUUCUUCAUUCAUUUAUAACUGGAUUAAAGGAGAUAGUAAUAGAAAUAAUCAAAAUAGUUGUUUGUGAUGUUGUGCAAGUGUAAGAAUUCAAUUGUAUAAUAUGUAUUUUGUUUGU